Molecule: messenger RNA, 3019 nt
Organism: Myripristis murdjan (pinecone soldierfish)
Lineage: Eukaryota; Metazoa; Chordata; Actinopteri; Holocentriformes; Holocentridae
Gene: rab13
Product: RAB13, member RAS oncogene family
Exons: 8
Coding region: 502-1104 (200 amino acids)
Molecular function (GO): GTPase activity; GTP binding
Source: RefSeq, a predicted model, not a curated record
CAAUCUGGGACCGACAGCCAGCUUUUUGGGAGCGGAAAAAAAAAAAAAAAAAAAAAAAAACCCUCCCCGGUAUGUUUUAAUGGAAUGGGUGUAAAUUGACUGAUACUGGUCCUUGGAGGAAGGCGGCAUGAGAAGGGAUAGAUUUGAUUUUUGUGCCUGACGGCUGAGAAUCUGACAAGGAAACUAGUUCCAACUUUGGAGGCAAGUUGUGUUUCUUUCCUCCGGUCCAGAGAGAAAGAGCAGAGGCACUGAGGGGGAUCGGAAUUUACCGGUGACACAAGUUUGAAGGGAAAACAGGAAAAAAAAGAGAAAGAACAUCCACUCGUACAUGGAGCAGCGAAAUGUUCUUUGCAAAGUCCAUUUCAUUUUAAUCACAUGUUGAGGAGAGUUUGCUGACAAGAAUAAAGCACAACGUCGAUGAAAAGGCUGUUUCUUACUGAAAGAGACAAUUUUCUGUUUUCUUUUCUUUCUUUUUUUUAACCUUGAAGAAUAGCUCCAGCCAUGGCGAAAAAGUAUGAUUUUCUUUUCAAACUAUUACUCAUCGGAGACAGUGGAGUGGGCAAAACAUGUCUGAUCAUUCGUUUUGCUGAGGACAACUUCAACUCCACAUACAUAUCAACCAUCGGCAUCGACUUUAAAGUAAAGACCAUUGAGGUCGAUGGGAAAAAAGUGAAACUGCAAGUCUGGGACACGGCAGGGCAGGAGAGGUUUAAGACCAUCACCACAGCGUACUACAGAGGAGCCAUGGGCAUCAUCCUGGUGUAUGACAUCACAGAUGAGAAAUCGUUUGAAAACAUCCAGAACUGGAUGAAGAGCAUCAAAGAGAAUGCCUCAGCUGGUGUCAGUCGGAUGUUGCUCGGUAAUAAGUGUGACAUCGAGGCAAAGAGGAAAGUUUCAAAGGAGACCGGGGAGAAGCUGGCAAAAGAUCAUGGGAUCCGGUUCUUUGAGACCAGUGCAAAGUCCAGCAUCAACGUCGAAGAGUCUUUUAUGGCUCUGGCACGAGACAUACUACAGAAGUCCAACAAGAAACCGGGCCCCACAGGUCGAGAGGUGAAGAUCACCAGCAGCACAGAGAAGAAAUCCUCCAAAUGUGUUCUUCUCUAGAUCUGCAGCUAAUCUAAGAACGCAUCAGUAUUACAGGGGGAACGGAGGAAUUUACAAGUCCUCUGUCUCCAUCUGGUGGGCUCAAAUAUCACACAAAUACAGGUGCCAAAAGUGUGUUUUUAUGCCAAACUACUCCAUAUAUGUUUUGUACUCUAGACAGACAACUAACUUUCAGAUUUCUCCUUUGUUUGCUAUGAAACAACACUGAGUUCAUCCUUGGGCAUUUUGCAAUGGAGCAUUCAUUUGUGCGUUUGAACACUGCCUUCAUUUAAUCUAGAAAGUAUUUUGUGCCGCAUCUCCUGUGAGGGUGCUAGCGUGAUAAUGUGGUGAUGUGUUACACAGCUCAGCACACAACACCGGUACAGCGUUUCACAUAUCAGUCUCCAUCAUGGCAUCAGGAGUUUUGUUCAGCUACAUGUUACGCUCUGUGAUUCUCCAGCUCAUCGCCACAUUAUCAGCACCAGAGGAGUUCUGUACAGUGUCUGAUGUAAAGACCAGUGUGUGCCUUUUGUAUGUUUAUUUGUUUUCAAUCUUUAUUUCAUCAGCAGACUGGAUAGCACCAACAGCUCAGAGGCAGUGAGGAGUAGUUUGAUGUACACCAGGGAUACUCAUGUAAUUCAGGCCAGGGGCCAGUUUUGGAAAAUGAAAAGGCACCAGGGGCCGCUGGGUAAAAUGAGCCAUUAUUGACUUCUUUCCUUUUCAAAAUGCAUUAUUGAAUCCAAAAGUUUUCCACUCUUAUUCAAAUCAAAUUCAGUUUGUCAUGUUUUGAGUACUACAGGUCCAGGAGAUAUUUUACAACAUAUUUAUUCCAUGGGGCAUGUCACUGAUCCUGCUACAUGGACAGAAAUAUGACUGAUGAUGAUGAUUGUGAUGAUGAUGAUUAAUGACAUAUAGUGUCAAUAACAUCGGUUUCAGUGAUCUCAUACGAUAACUCCAUAAAGUAUUCACAUUUGCUCUCAGUGACCCAUAAUCAAACAUUUUCAUUAGCAUUGCCCUUUCACUUUUGACUGCUCAAUUUUUUAAAUCAAUUGAUUUUGUAUCAUGUUACAUCAACACUGAGGCCAAACAGACAUUCCAUCCCUGCUGUGCCAUUUGAGCCACAGGGGCACAUUUUGUUUCCCCACAUUUUUUUAGUGGCAAAAUCUGAUGCCACAUGGAAAUCUUUCGAGAGCAUAUGAAGCGUAUUAGUGUAUGAAGCUUUAAAUGUGGAGAAAAUUAAUAAUUUUGAAAUUAUUGUUGUGUUUGUGCAACCGUUUCCUCAUUCUUUGGCUGCCAACAGGAGAGGUGUAUGACUGCACACAGUAUCAUUGUACAUUUAGCAGUAUCAGUGCAAUAGAUGCCAAUCAAUAUGGAAUCUCUUGAGUUUUAAAUGAGAAUUAUCCACAUCCUACGACAAACUGAAAGCAUAAGUUCUUCCUCCUAUAAUGAAUCAAGCUAUUUGUUGCAGGCUGUGUGGUUUAAUAGCUUAAACUAACACUGGUGGUAAACAAGCCGUUUCCAUGUAUGAAGGGGUUGAGAAUGUAGAAGAGAGGCAUAGAGAUAAGUGCAAUAUGAGACGAUGAGUGGAGAGAUGAAAGAAUGAUGGAUGAAGCAAGGGAAUAGAGAGGAUGAGAGAGGCUGGGAUGAAGCGAUGCUCCUGUGUCACUCAUUUUGAAUUGAUUCAGUCAGACUUGCCUUUUAUCUAAAGUGCUUGCUAAAUCUCUUUCCAAACACCCUAGCCAUGUCAGAUGUGAGGUGUUCCCUACUCCAAGAUUGCUCAGAUCAUUUCAAAUUAUGUCUUCUUCUUUCAGUUUUCCCCCUGCACAGUUAUUUCCGCCUUCCCAUUCCUCUUUUACACUUGUUAAACAUCCUCUGUCUAUUCAGUUGUCACAGGACUUUGUAUUUAGUUUACACACCUGCUGCUUACUGAAUAAAA